Messenger RNA from Manis pentadactyla (Chinese pangolin), 606 nucleotides. RefSeq names its product testis expressed 26 (gene TEX26). Bases 121 to 606 code for a protein of 161 amino acids. NCBI's taxonomy places the organism in Eukaryota, Metazoa, Chordata, Mammalia, Pholidota, Manidae. The transcript is spliced from 4 exons. Gene Ontology annotation, cellular component: cytoplasm. The record is from RefSeq and is a predicted model, not a curated record.
GAGAACGUAGAUAGAUUUCCUUGAAAAUUGUGUUUGUAUUGAUAGGACUUCUUUCUCUGGACACUCCCUCAAACUCAAUCAACAAUAAAGAGCUACUUACCUUGGAAAAUCACUGCUUCCAUGGAAGACAUUAAGAAGGCGAUAUCCAAUCAGUUUGUUUCCAAUGCUAGAAGGGACUUUGUGGACAGAGAGAAAGCUCAGAAGAUGAAGCAAAGUUCUCAGAUGCCUGUGGAAUGGAGAAAGUUAGUUUCCCAACCAGCAGACACUGAAUUUCGACGGAAUUACCAAAUUCCAGCUAAAAUUCCUGAGCUUCAGGAUUUCAGUUUCAAAUAUGGAUGCUACUCAAGCCUGCCAGUUCCUUCUCGGGGUGUAGUGCCAUCUGUGCCGUCCAGCCACAUGAGGAACCAAGAGCACACGAAGAAGCAGACUACAUACCAAAGUGAUUACGGGAAGGCCUACCUGGAUUUCUUAACAAUUUUAAACUCAUUUACUCCCUGCCAAGUUACGGAGUACCUUGAAAGUGUCUCCUACAAAGACAGACAAAUUCUUGAUCGUUUUAUUCGCUCACACUGUGACAUUGACAAAGAGAAUGAUAAAGGAAAAUAG